Molecule: messenger RNA, 135 nt
Organism: Debaryomyces hansenii CBS767
Lineage: Eukaryota; Fungi; Ascomycota; Pichiomycetes; Serinales; Debaryomycetaceae
Product: DEHA2B09812p
Exons: 1
Coding region: 1-135 (44 amino acids)
Source: RefSeq, a predicted model, not a curated record
AUGAUUGGGGACCUAGAGUAUGAUGCUGACUGGGAGAACUGGGGUGAGUUCAAGCGGGCAGCUAGGAACAACGGUGCAGUUAAGAAAGUAGGGACGUCAACAGAUAAAGUCUCUACUACUCUGGAACAAUGUUAA